AUAUUAACUCUAAUAACGAACUGUUGUUUGAUCAAGAAAAUAAUUCAAACCUGAAAAUUAUCAGUGAUCGUGAAUUUGAGGAACUGUCAGAAGCCCUUAUAGAUAAUGAGUUUGAGGUGAAUAAUGAGUUAGAUAAACUGUCAAAAA
Molecule: messenger RNA, 147 nt
Organism: Racocetra persica
Lineage: Eukaryota; Fungi; Glomeromycota; Glomeromycetes; Diversisporales; Gigasporaceae
Source: the annotation of a GenBank genome assembly